This is a messenger RNA of Erpetoichthys calabaricus (reedfish), 1970 nucleotides long. RefSeq names its product receptor accessory protein 3b (gene reep3b). Gene Ontology annotation, biological process: endoplasmic reticulum tubular network organization. Lineage: Eukaryota; Metazoa; Chordata; Cladistia; Polypteriformes; Polypteridae. Bases 295 to 1077 code for a protein of 260 amino acids. Gene Ontology annotation, molecular function: microtubule binding. The record is from RefSeq and is a predicted model, not a curated record. Gene Ontology annotation, cellular component: endoplasmic reticulum tubular network; cytoplasmic microtubule; endoplasmic reticulum membrane. The transcript is spliced from 8 exons.
UGCCUGACGUAACUGAGGCAGAAAGGACCAAGGGGAUUUUGUUACAGGAGGCUGAGGAUUGAAGGGAGGACUAACAAAUUCAUAAAUAAUAUUACAAAGAAAUCCUAUUUACUGCUUUAUUAUGGUUACUUCGUAUAGAGAAGUAAUAUAGAUGAUGCUUUAAGUCAUCGAGAUAAGGUCAUAAAGGAGUCCCGCUUAGCUUUUUUUGUUUUAUUCCCUACAAGUUUUUGGGCUUCUACGAUCUCCUUGGCCUUAACUGCUUAGCCCGAAAGGUAAAAGAGGGCGGAAGAAAAAAUGGUGUCGUGGAUCAUUUCACGAUGUGUCGUACUCCUGUUUGGGACUUUAUAUCCUGCUUAUUAUUCCUACAAAGCUGUAAAAACAAAGAAUGUGAAAGAAUAUGUUCGCUGGAUGAUGUACUGGAUUGUCUUUGCCCUGUAUACUGUACUUGAAACAAUUGCAGACCUCAUGGUGUCUUGGUUCCCACUUUACUAUGAACUGAAGAUUGCUUUUGUAAUUUGGUUGUUGUCUCCAUACACAAGAGGAGCCAGUCUUAUGUACAGAAAGUUUUUACAUCCUCUUUUAUCUUCGAGAGAACGGGAAAUUGAUGAAUAUAUUGUUCAGGCCAAAGAACGAAGCUAUGAAACCAUGGUGAAUUUUGGGAAACAAGGAUUAAAUUUAGCUGCUACUGCUGCGGUUAGUGCAGCUGUUAAGGGUCAAGGAGCUAUAACAGAGAGGCUCAGAAGCUUCAGCAUGCACGAUCUUACAGCCAUUCCUGGAGAUGACCCAUUGCAGCAGCCUUUCUCCGGUUUCUCUGAUCUUCGAAAGAGGUCUCCAAGAAAUCUCCCAGACGGAUCUAGUUAUAAAUAUGAUUAUGACCAGGAUGAUGUAGAUGAUAGAACUGAUGAUGACAUGGAAGGAGCACAUUCAGAAGAUGAGAGAGUGGCCCAAAGAGGACUCCGGAGAUCUCAAAGCGUCAAAGUGAAAAGAUCAAAAUCCGUUAAAGAGAAUCGAUAUGGGUCUCUAAAACUUAAACCCAAAAAACGACCAGGACUGAGUGCUGCAAACUACGCACAGUAACUUUUGCACAAAAUCAUCUGACUGCACUACUGUAUGGAACCAAAUGUUGUCUGUCAAUAUUAUUUUAUGCAUGUGUUUUUAAAUGCUGUAAUUUUGUAUUUUUGUUUUAAAUGCUGAAGUUACUUUUCUGAUUUCAUAUUUCUUAGCCUGGCUGCUUGGAAAGAAGCAAUGCUUUAGUUGCAAAAACACUAAAAUGAUUUUUUAAGUAUGUUUUGUUAAAGGCAGCAUGAACAAGUUAUUCUGUGUUUGAGUUCGGUUUAGUUUGUUUACAAAUAUUGCUUUGUAGUUUUUUUUUAUAUAUACAGUGUGUGUACAUAAAAGUUGCACUGUAUAUAUAAAAGGUUUUGUGAUAUAUUUUUUUUUAUAUCCAGACAAGACUGCCUUAAUUUUAGAUGUGUUAACUGAAAAACGCUCCAGCAUUUUUGUUUUUGUAUUUUCCUCCACUCAGUCUUCGUGCUGAUUGUCGUAUGUGCUGUUUGACUUGUACGUCUCCAGUAAGACUUUGGAAAUGGCUCAAGGACCACAGUGUAUGGGAGUAUACAUUGUAGUGGUGAUCAGAAACUAAAGUAAUCAGUGUAUGUGUGUUUAUUUUUUCCCCUCAAUGUAAACUGUUUUUUUUCUUCAACUUUUAUCUGAAUUAUGAUUGAUUUUAAUUAUUUUGUGUUUCUUGCAGUUAAAGUUGGGCGUACUUUGUGAGUGUUAAAGUAACAUGAUACUUGAAUUAAUUCCAACUGUUAAGUACUUUUGCUAAAAAGAAACUAUAAAGAUGACUUGCCAAAUAAGUUUUUUUCUAUCUAGAAAAUUAGCAUCAAUGCCAUUUUUAUGAAUAUAUUUAUAGAUGUAACAUUUUCAUAUUUCAUAUUAAAAUAAAGUAAAAGGGUGAUGCUUGUGAA